AUGCCAUCAAGCAGUAUUCCUCCCUCUUUCCCUAAAGAGUUCUUAUCGAAGGGAGAAAAUGCAAAGUUCAAAAAGCUAUUUGAUAAAUUUAGUACCCUAUCUAUAAAUAUUCCUCUAGUUGAGGAUUUGCAAGAUAUGCCGGGGUAUGCUAAAUAUUUGAAGGAUUUGACAUCUAAGAAGCGGAUUUUGGAAGACAAAAAAAUAGAAAUAAUGCAUAAUUGUAGUGACAUCAUAUCAAGAACAUUGGCAAAAAAGAAGAACGACCUCGGUAUUUUUAUAAUUUCAUGCACCAUCGAAUAUUUCAAGUUCGUGAAAGCAUUAUUUGACAUUGUAUCAAGCAUAAACCUAAUGCCAUAUGACAGAUUCUACAAGCUCAAAUUGGUAAAGCCGCAACCUACCAUGAUGAAAUUUCUAAUUGCUGACCAUUCCAUCAAGAAACCAAUCGAAGAUCUUUAUGAUGUUCUAGUCAAAGUUGAUCAGUUAAUCUUCCCAGCCUAUAUCAUGAUCUUGGAUUGUGCAAUGGAUAUAAAAGAUCCUAUAAUUCUCGAGAGGCCAUUCUUAGCUAUCGAGAAGGCUUUGGUAGAUGUAGAAUCCGAUGAGAUAAAGUUUUGGUUGAAUAAUGAAGAUGUUUCUUUCAACAUAUUUAAAUCCAUGAAGUAA
This is a messenger RNA of Capsicum annuum, 660 nucleotides long. RefSeq lists its product as uncharacterized. The transcript has a single exon. NCBI's taxonomy places the organism in Eukaryota, Viridiplantae, Streptophyta, Magnoliopsida, Solanales, Solanaceae. The record is from RefSeq and is a predicted model, not a curated record. Bases 1 to 660 code for a protein of 219 amino acids.